AUGGGAGCUGCAGAAGAUUCCAAGGACAUCUCUAGGGUCCAAAGCCGCGAGAAGAACGGAGAGACUGCUAUAGUUUCGGAGAAGUAUGCCGACGUUACGCUGCGUCUCGUUGAACAGUAUGGGGAGCAGUUUGGGCCUUUGACUCCCGAAAAGGAGAAGAAGUUGCGUCGCAAGCUAUACUGGCAUGUUAUGGGGUUGUUGUCAGCCAUCAAUCUCUUGCUCUUUAUUGAUAAAUCAACUCUUGGAUAUGCCGCUAUUCUUGGUCUUUUCGAAGAAACAGGUAUCAACAAAGCGCAAUAUAAUAACCUUGGAACCUUCUUCUACGUCGGAUAUCUUGCUGCGCAAUGGCCUGGACACUAUCUCAUGCAGAGACUUCCCUUUGGCAAAUUCGUCGCCGGCUUGGUCUUCAUGUGGGGAGCCACCAUCCUCCUACACUGCGUAGCGACAAAGUACGCCGGCUUGGUCGUCCUUCGGAUAGCCCUUGGAGCAUCUGAGUCAGUGGUUGUGCCGGCUAUGGAAAUGACGAUAGGCAUGUUCUUCAACCGCCACGAGCAGUCGUUUCUUCAGCCUUUCCUCUGGGUCACAGCGGCUCUGGCGCCUGUCUGCGCUGCUUUCAUUUCGUAUGGCCUACUUUGGAGCCACAGUAGUGUUCUCCCUUGGAAGCUGUUCAUGAUCGUCACAGGGGGUCUUUCCAUCAUUCUCUCUGUGUUUGUCUGGUUCUUCUACCCGAGCAACCCUGCCGAGGCCAAGUUCCUCACACUGGAAGAAAAGGUUCACUCAAUCUCAAGAGUGCAUGCCUCCAGUCAAAGCUCUAUCGAACAGAAGCAAUUCAAAAAGAACCAAUUCCAAGAAACAUUGAGGGAUCCGGUUUCCUGGUUGUUUGCUCUUCAAGCUUUUACCCUUAUGAUGUCUAACAAUUUGACAUACGGACAACAAAAUCUCUUGACUACAUCGCUUGGUGUUGAUAAUCUAGGCUCAACACUUGUUGCUGCGGCGGGCGGUGGCUUUGGAGUCGCUAUUUGUCUCGCUGGCACCUUUGCCCUCAAAUUUUGGCCCUCCAACCUCGCUCUUCAUGGACUCGUCUGGUGCAUCCCAGCCAUUGCAGGUGGCAUCGGAAUGGUCGCCAUCGAUUGGAACGAGAAGAUCGGAAUGCUGGCCUGCCUUCUUCUUGCCGGCCAUACCUACGGAAACACAUACAUCAUCGCGUUGGGAUGGGCCACGUCCAGUGCAGCUGGUUACACGAAGAAGCUGACUCGAAACGUCAUGUUCAUGGUCGGAUACAGUGUUGCGAAUUUGAUUUCCCCGCAGAUCUGGGUCCCCAAGGAUGCACCGCGCUAUUACGGUGCUUGGAUUGCAAUGAUUCUCAUCAGCUGGGUGGGAACUCCUGCGAUCCUGUUUGUGAUUCAGUUCAUUCUCAGGAAGAGGAACAAGGAGCGUAAGGCUUGGGCAGCUGGUUUGAGUGAGGACGAGAGACUGGCACAUGAAUAUGGCGAGGUGGAACAGGUGGAUGAGAAUGGCGAGAUUGUUCGUAGGAAGGUUGAGAUUGCUCUACUGGAUUUGACAGAUCUGGAGAACAAAUUCUAUAUCUAUCCUAUUUAG
Messenger RNA from Fusarium sp. VM40, 1599 nucleotides. The record is from the annotation of a GenBank genome assembly. NCBI's taxonomy places the organism in Eukaryota, Fungi, Ascomycota, Sordariomycetes, Hypocreales, Nectriaceae.